AUGUCGUCGAACCCGUCAUUAUCCGGGUCGCGGUCAUUGUCGCGGACCCUCUCGCGGGCGCUGCUCACAGCGUCGGCGUCAGAGCUCUCCGAGGCUGGCGUGGGUGGAAGGGCCGAGGCGCCGGCGUUGUCGGAGCGGAGCGACCGCGAGCCUGGCUACAAGCACCUUCCUCCGGACGCACUGCCUCGGGCGGCCCCGCUGGAUCGGCCGUAUGAGCGCCCACUGGUCUCAAUGGUCGACAUGGACACGCGACUGACGCGGUCCAUGGCGACGCUGGUGCCCAUCCAUCCGCCGUCCGACUCGCCGUCGGCGCUCGCCCAUCCGCCGCUCCGCAACGAUCCGGCCGGUGGUGUGCUGCAUCCGCUCCCGCGCGGAGCGCUCAAGGUCAAUCCGGCGCGUGGCGUUCGCAUCCUCGACCGCCCACCCAAGGUCAAGAGCAAGGUCGACCGCAAGCUCCGCGCGCGGGCGGCGUCGGCGGCCUCGUCGUCGCCGCACGCCGCCGCCCUCCACGACCUUGGCGCCGACCGCGAGUCGGCCAACUCGCGACUGCUGGCCUCAAUGCGGGCCCGCGAUCCGCUGCGUGCGCUGGUCAAAACCUCGUCGCUUCUCGACUUUCGCCGCGGCCGCCCGCACCUCGCCCGCGACCAGGCGAGGGCACUCUCGCGCCGCAUGCGCCGGAGGCAUCGCGCCGUCCACGGCAAACAGACCGACGGCGAGAGCUCCGACGAGCUCUCGUCGUCGUCGGUCGGAUCUUCCUCUUCUUCCUCCUCCUUGUCGUCGUCGUCGUCGGCAACCGAGGCGUCAGCUAGCGCAGCGGCGGCGGCCGAGUCGGCAGGCCUCACACUCCACGCCGCCAUUGUCCACAACAUCCUCCAGCAGCUUUCCAAGGACCAGCUGGCGUACGUUCAGCAAGUUUUUGCCGCUGCGCCCGACCAGGAGCUCUCGCGGCUGGAGUUUGUGGCUACACUUGAGGUGGCGCUCAACGCGUCGCCGCACUCGGGCGUCAACACCCUCGCCUCGGAGCAGCUGCACGACGCGGUCGUUGCCGAGCUAUGCGAAGUCUUCAAUCGCAUCGAUAUUGGGUCGCGUGGCGUGGUCUCCUCGACCGAGUUCCUCGACUACGUUCUGCACUCGGGCGAGUCGCACCAGGUCAUCGAGAGCCUCGGCAUCACUGCGUACGCCACCACGCCCGAGUUGGUCAUGCCGGAGCACGACGAGCAAAUCACCCGCAUCCGAGGCUUCUCGGCACUCAACCACCUUGUGACCUGCCACAAGAACGGGCUGGCGUCGGUGUGGAACCCGGCCAACGGCACGCUUGUCCGCCGGCUCCGCGGUCACGAAUCGUCUGUCCUCGACGUCGAUCUCGUCCCGCCGUCCGACGACGUUCAAGUCCACCGGCUCGUCACCUCGUCCGUCGACCGGACCAUCAUCAUGUGGGACGCGACGUCGUACUCAAAGCUCUCGCAGUGGCGAACCGACACGCCGCAGACCGCGCUCGCCUGGGCUGAGCCCAUCCGCAAGCUCUUCUCUGGCGGCACCGACGGCCUCGUCAAGGCCUUUGACCUCAAGACCGCUGUCGACGAGAUGGAGGUCUAUCCCAAAGCCCACACCAAUUGGAUCACCGACCUUGCGUACAUUGCGCCCAUCGCCUCGCUUGUCUCGGCCUCGCUCGACGGCACCGUUGUGGUCUGGGACGUCGAGCGCGCACGCAAGCGCGUUGUCUUCACCGGCCACUCCAAGGCUGUCCACGCCGUGGCCUUUGCCGAAAAGUCCAAGCUCGUUGUCUCGGGUGGCGUCGACCGCGACCUUUUGGUGUGGAACCCGUUCAUGGACUCGGUCCUUCAGCGAAUGUCUGGCCACGACAAGCCGAUCCUCUCCAUUAUCGCCAUCCCUCACUCGCACGAGGUCAUUUCCGCCGACAUGGCCGGCAAGAUCAGGGUCUGGGACAUCCGCCGUUUCCAAUGCCUGCAGACGCUUGGCGGCCGCGGCUCGCCGCACUUUGUCCGCCCUUUUGAGUGUCUCACCUACUCGCCCAAGACGGCGUCCAUCAUCACCGUCGGCCGCCGGUGGCUCAUCUACCCCUCGCUUGGCGAGUCGGUCGACGACUCGGCCGCCAAGUUUCCUAUUUCCACCCUCAUCUACAACUCGGCCUUUGACAACAUCCUUGUCGUUGCCGGCACCGAGGUCACCAUCUGGGACGUGGCCACCGCGCGAGCCAUUGCCACCUACUCGCAUUUUUCCUCCUGCGAGAUUGUCCUGCUGCGGCUCUCCCGCAACCAGCGCCAGGUCAUUGUGGCCAAUGCUCUCGGCGUCAUAUCGGUCUUCAACUACUCGACCGGUGCGCUUGUCCUCUCGUUCCAGGCCUUUGCCUGUGAGCUCCUCUCCUCCGAAAUCUACUUUGGCGCCGGCAAGCCGGUCGAGUCCAAAUACGACCCCAUCACUCCGCCCGACUCCCUGCCCGAGACCGCCGUCCUCUCGUCGGCCUUUGCGCUCGACAACGUCUGCGACCUGUACCAUGUCGGCCAGGACGCACUACUCCUCACCACCACCCAGGGUUACAUCCUCGUUUACGACAUUUCCACACCCGGCGCUGAGCGGGUCAUGUACACCCUGCACUCGUCAAACGAGUCGCAGCAGCACGAUGUCUCGGCCUCGGCCUACUGCCCGCACGUCCGCAUGUUUGCUUGCGGCGGCUCGGGCCUUGCCUUUCACAUCUGGAAGAUGGACACGUACUCGUCGUACCACACCAAGCGCAUCGAGCGCGACAUUACGGCCGCCUGCUUUGCCCACAACAUGGACGCGUUCAUCACCGCCGACACUGGCGCCCGCAUCAUCGUCUACUCGCUCGGCUCCUUCAACGCGCUCUCCACCAUGCAGCUCGGCGCUGAGCUCAACAUCAACAGCCUCACCUACUCGGCGGCGGCCAAGGUCCUCGUCUCCACCCACCAGGAAGCUGUCGACGGCCCGCUCCACGCCAUGUCGUGGUCGCUCAUCGAAAUCGCCCGUGAGCUGUGGUACGCCGUUGAGGCCGCUGAGGAUGUGCGGGCACGGCGCGCCGCCCGCGCCGCAUCGCGAGCCUCCCGCGCCCUUCCGGAGCUUCCGGGUGACUCGGCAGGGGGACCGCCGCCGCCGGCCACAACCACGCCGGCAUACGCGGCGCUGGUGGCUGCCGACGAGUCCGAUGCUCACGCCGACCUCGCACCGGUAGUUCUCUCGCAGGCGCAGGCGUACCUCCGCGGCCUCGACGAUGAGGUGGCGCGGGUGACCGGUGUGCCCAACGAGGCUGACGACGAGGCCGAGUCGGCGGCCGAGGCGCGCGCCCGCCACGAGGCUGCCGUCCGGGCGCGGGUUCAGCGGCUCGCGCGCGGGCGCGGCUUUGGCACCGGCUCGCGAGUUGAGGGCGGCUCGUCGGCCUCCCAGUCGUCGGCGAGCAAGCUCAACCGGGCCCGCUGCCUUCGGGUCACCGACGCCCUGCCGCUGCACGAGCUCCACGGCCGCAGCACACCCGACGACUACCGGAGGGUGGUCGACGAGCGGAGACGGCGGAAGCGCGCCAGCGCCAUUCGCUUUCCGCGGCACGUCUCGGGCGAUCGCAACCAAGUGCUCACCAACCUCAACGCCUUUACCAUGCACGUCUGGCCAGGCUCGAACGAAUACGUGACGGCGGUGGCAGUGUCGGAGCCAGUCCCGGCGCUGCUAUUUGGCACCCAAAGCGGGCGGGUCAAAGCCUACUCUCCUUACGGCGAAUACUACGGCGAGCUGCUGCUCAAGGUCGCCGACCCGGUGUGGGACUUUCCGCUCGACAAGCGCGAGCUCCUGCCGAAGCUUGACGAGGAUGCCCACGAGGCGGUGCUGGUGGAAAAGGUGGCCGAGCUGACGUCGCCAAGUCGACGGCUCGCAUCGCCGCUGCGGGCGGUCUCGGCCCCGCCACCGCGACUUGGAGCCGGCGAGUCUGACGACGAAGGGCAGAGCGAUGGCGACAGGGGAAGCGCGGACGGGAGCGAUGCGACCGGCUUUGUCACGCCCGCACAGCGCGGCGGGAGCCAGCCUCCGGGAGGCGGCGCCACCCUCGAUGCCCAGUAUGCGAGCCACAAGUCGAUGCUUGACGGCGACGACGACGACGCCAUGGCGGUGGUCAUGGCGCUACAGCGACCGUCGAACCGCGGGCGGCGCAAAGUCGAGUACAUGAAGGAGAAGGAGCGGUACAUGGGCGCGCUCUCGCCGUUCUACAACGAGCUCAAGCGCUCGAGCUACCAGCCGCAGGUUGUCCGCCCGUUCUUCCUCCCCAAGUCGUCGACCAACGUUCGCCAGGACGCCAUGAUCCGCGGGCGCGAGUCGAUGCGCUCGACCAACUUUUGGCGCAUGCGUCGCGAGGCCGAGGCCAAGCAGCACGUCAUCGAGGCAAACCCGCUGUGGAAGGAGUACAUGAUGGCCAAGAAGCGGCGGGCGAGCUCACGCAACCAAGUCUACGUCCCCACCUUUGACGGCCGCGCCAAACGGCUCGAGGCCGACGCCGACAAGCCGUGGCGGACAAGCAAGGCGCAGCCGACCGAGUCGGACUUUGGCCAGGAGAAGCGGACCGAGCUCCGCAAGCUCGCCGCAGCUGAUCGGAAGCGGGCACAGGCCGAGGCCGAGGCCGCCAUCCGUAGCGAGGAGGCGGGACGGAAGCGGGCGGCGGUGGCCAAGGCCGCCAAGGCCGCCAAGGCUGCACAAGCGCUGCGCAAAGCGUCGGGCUCCGCCGGUCGCCUUGCCCGCCCUCUCGACGCCGAGAGCCGCUCGCAGCUCACCCGUCAGAACACGCUCAAACGUCUGCAGCGGACACUCGGCGGCAGCCUCUCGUCGCUUAACAAGCGCGAGUCACCCGGCAUGUCAUCGCGCCGGCUGCAGCUCAGCGGCAGUGGCGGCGGGCAGCACUCGGUGAGGGGCAAGCGGCGUGAGCAGCGAAGCCAGAGCCAAAAGGCGUCGCGGCGCAUGUCGCGCCGCGGCGCGCAGUUUGCGGCUCUCAAGAACACGCCGUAGCGCGUCAUCCUCCCGCUUCAACCAAGCGCGAGCUGUGUAUGAUUUACUUGUCGCCGCUACCACCGGCCAGCUCGUAGGCGGCAACCAUGGACCACUCGGAAUGGACGCCGGCAGUGUCCCACAGCUCGAGGCGCGAGACGGUGAACGACUCGCCAUCGUGCUUGGGCCCGAUGGCCGCAGCCAUGCGCUCGCGGCUCUCAAGAUCGAUGUCUGCGUAAACAAGCGAGAGGUG
This is a messenger RNA of Thecamonas trahens ATCC 50062, 5251 nucleotides long. RefSeq names its product WD40 domain-containing protein. The record is from RefSeq and is a predicted model, not a curated record. Gene Ontology annotation, molecular function: protein binding. NCBI's taxonomy places the organism in Eukaryota, Apusomonadida, Apusomonadidae. The transcript has a single exon. The coding region runs from base 1 to 5019 and encodes 1672 amino acids.